AUGGGUAAGUCAGUCAUAUUGCAUGGAUUUGCUACGGCUGAGCAACCAAAGGCUAUAAAACAAUUUCUGGAGCAAAUUUUGGGUAAAGGGGCUGUCAUUGAUGUGGGAGUUCAGCAAAAUGAAGGUUCAAGGGCCUAUGCAAUUGUACACUUCACAUCCAGUGAAGCUGCAGACACGAUCAAGUCCUUGGCUGAUGAACACCUUUGGUAUAAAAAUUCUUACUUGAAAGCUCGAGAUAUGAAUGAGGGACAUAGGAUUUAUGAUGUAAAGUUGCAUUUUGGUUUUCAAUUGUCAAAAAGAAGGUUUUCAUCACUAUGGACUCAGGAGAAUGUUUCUGUCAAGUUCGGAUUUGGACUAAGAAAAAUUAUCUUUUUUCUAUCUCAUCACUCUGUGGAAUAUAAGCUUCAGCUCCCAUACGAGAGCAUUAGGCUAGUUGAGCUACGCCGUCUACAAGACAAGAGGUUUAUCAUCAUUCAGUUAUUUGGUGUUCCUCGGAUAUAUUCGAAAGAUGUGCCUGAGCAAACCUUUUUUAGAGAUGACAAUGAUGUUCAGUGGGUUCAAGAAGUUGAUUUUACUCCAUCCUCUUGCAUUGGUCAAUCUACUGCUUUAUGUUUGGAACUUCCCACCACUGGUUAUCUUUUAGAUUUUCAGAAAGAUUUCGCUUACUAUAAAGAAACCGACGGGAAACUUGUUGUGAAUAGAGGUUCAACUUCCUCUUGCCAUUCUGAUCAUGUCCCUAUUGUAAGUCCACCCCAAGGAUUUAACUUGCCAUUUCGUAUCUUGUUUAAGAUUAAUAUCUUGGUUCAGCAUGGUUGUAUACCUAGGCCAGCAGUAGAUGCUAAAUUCUUUCAUAUGGUUGAACCACAUAGAAGAAAUAUAGCAUUUGUAGAACAUGCUCUUGAGACACUGUUUUACUCAAAACAAUGUUGCUUUGCACCUCAACAGUGGCUUAGAAAAGAAUACCAAAAGUAUAGCAUGGCUGCAAGACCUCCUAUGUUGCCUACCAUCAAUUUAAGUCACGGAUUGGUAUAUAUGUGCAGGGUUCUAGUCACCCCAUCUAAAGUAUAUUUCUUUGGUCCAGAGGUUGUUCUAUCCAAUAAUGUGUUACGCACAUAUCUUGAUGAUGGUGAGAACUUUAUUCAUGUUUCUUUUGUUAAUGAGGAUCUUGAAAAAAUACGUGCAACAGAUUUAUUUGCUCGAGCAUCUUUAGCGAAUACUGAAAGGCGUACUAGAGUUUAUCAAAGGAUAUUGUCAACUUUGAGAAAUGGCAUUUUCAUUGGAGAUAAAAAGUUUGAAUUUCUAGCCUUUUCUAACAGUCAAUUGAAAGAUAAUUCUUUGUGGAUGUUUGCAUCUAGACCAGGGCUAACUCCAAGUGAAAUCAGAGAGAGGUUGGGUGAUUUUAGUGCGAUAAGGAAUGUGGCGAAAUAUUCUGCUGGACUUGGUCAACCAUUCAGCUCCUCCAGGGAAGCUAUGUAUGUUGAUAGCAAUGAAAUUGAAGUAAUUCCUGAUAUAGAAGUUGAAAAGGGGGGAGUCAAAUAUGUUUUCUCUGACGGCAUUGGGAAAAUAUCAGCUAAAUUAGCUCAUAUGGUGACUAGAAAAUGUGGCUUCAGAUAUGUUCCAUCCGCCUUUCAGAUUCAAUAUGGCGGGUACAAAGGUGUCGUAGCGGUUGAUCCAACUUCAUCAACAAAGUUAUCAAUGAGACCAAGUAUGUCCAAAUACAAAUCAGAGAAUGUUAGUCUUGAUAUUUUGGAAUGGAGCCAGUAUCAGCCUUGUUAUCUUAAUCGUCAAUUGGUGAUACUUUUGUCGACUCUAGGUAUUAAGGAUAAUGUGUUUAAGAAGAAGCAGAAAUAUAUGAUUUCUCAAUUGGAUAAAAUUUUAAUAGAUCCAUUAAAGGCUCAGGAAACACUUAACUUGAUGUCUUCAGGAGAGAUCAAACAUGUACUGAAAGAUAUGCUUCAUUAUUAUUCUAAGCCACGUGAAGAACCAUUUCUUUCAAUGAUGUUACAAAUAUUUCGCUCGUCAGCAUUGAAAGACUUGAAAACGAAAACAAGAAUCUUUGUCCCAAAAGGACAAACAAUGAUGGGUUGUCUCGAUGAGACAGGAAUCUUGAGAUAUGGUCAGGUGUUCGUGCAAUGUUCAAGUCACCAGACUAAUCAAAGCAGAAUUUUAGAGCAAAUGGUAAUCGUUGUGAAAAAUCCAUGUCUACAUCCUGGAGAUGUUCGUAAACUAAAAGCUGUCAAUGUUCCAGCCUUGCACCACAUGGUGAAUUGCAUAGUAUUUCCAGCUAAAGGAAGGAGACCCCAUCCUAAUGAAUGUUCGGGGAGUAAUUUGGAUGGAGAUAUCUACUUUGUUUGUUGGGAUGGUGAUCUAAUUCCUCGUCGCAUGUAUCCACCUAUGGAUUAUAAUUCGGCACCACCUAAGAUUCUUGAUAAUGAAGUUACAAUUGAGGAUGUGGAGGAGUAUUUCGCAGAUUACAUGGUCAAUGAAAACUUGGGAAUGAUUUGUAAUGCCCAUGCUGCAUUUGCAGAUAAAAGUCCUUUCAAGGCAAUGUGUUGGCAAUGUAUUCAGCUUGCAAAGCUAGCCUCCAUUUCUGUCAACUUCUCAAAAACCGGAGUACCUACUAAAAUCCCUCAACAUUUACAAGUUAGAAGUUUUCCAGAUUACUUGGAAAAGCUUGAAAGCGAAUCCUAUGAAUCGCAAAGUGUGAUUGGGAAACUUUAUCGCAAGGUAAAAGAUCUUAUGCCAAAGUUGGGUACUCUCAAAUCCUUCACUACUGAUUAGGCGAGGCAAUUUUAUGAUCUUGACAUGGAAGUGGAGGGCUUCAAGGACUACAUUGAUGAUGCUUUUUAUUACAAAAGUGAGUAUGAUUAUAGAUUGGGAAAUCUGAUGGACUAUUUCGGGAUAUCAACCGAGGGUGAAAUACUCAGCGGUCGAAUAAUGAAAAUGGCGAAACCUUUUAGUAAGAAAAGGGAUUUGGAAGGAAUCAAAUUGGCUGUGAAGUCAUUGAUAAGGGAAGCCAGGGAAUGGUUCAACAAGAAGGCAAAUAAAUUUGAUGGUCCUGAGAAAGUAUACAUGAAAGCAUCAGCUUGGUAUUAUGUUACAUAUCAUCCGAGUUUUUGGGGUCGAUACAACAAGGGACUAAAUCGCAAGCAUUUCCUUAGUUUUCCAUGGUGUGUUCAUGAUAAACUUCUUAAGAUCAAGGGAGACAGACAGAGUAUUAUGAAGAUCUCGUUUGUCUCUUGAUAUCAUUUGAAGAGAGAUGCCUUGACAAGAGUACUUCAUUAUGUGCAUAUAUAUGUUUAUUUGUAGAAUUAUUCAGUUUGA
Molecule: messenger RNA, 3324 nt
Organism: Pistacia vera
Lineage: Eukaryota; Viridiplantae; Streptophyta; Magnoliopsida; Sapindales; Anacardiaceae
Product: probable RNA-dependent RNA polymerase 1
Exons: 5
Biological process (GO): siRNA processing
Cellular component (GO): nuclear RNA-directed RNA polymerase complex
Molecular function (GO): RNA-directed RNA polymerase activity
Source: RefSeq, a predicted model, not a curated record